This is a messenger RNA of Penicillium cinerascens, 1005 nucleotides long. RefSeq lists its product as uncharacterized. NCBI's taxonomy places the organism in Eukaryota, Fungi, Ascomycota, Eurotiomycetes, Eurotiales, Aspergillaceae. The transcript is spliced from 2 exons. The coding region runs from base 1 to 1005 and encodes 334 amino acids. The record is from RefSeq and is a predicted model, not a curated record.
AUGCUAGGGUUCGUCAAACGCCUUCUAGGAGGCGCCCGCAAUGACGUGUACGGGCUGGACCACCUGGUGCUCAACGUGCAGCUGCCACCACAGAGCAUGUGGAUGAAUAUGGGCUACUGGGAGUCAACAGUCGACUUCCCGCAGGCUUGCCAAGCCCUACUAGACCUGGUACUAACAGCGGGUCUGUUGACAGACAAGGGCCUGUCUAUCAGAGUACUGGACGUGGGAUGUGGAUGCGGUGAUCAGUCACUCCACUUAAUAGGUCUUCGGAAAGGUGUGUCCUUAGCAAGAUCCAAGUCCGAUCUUACUACCGCUCUCCAACAUCGUUCUAGUGCAGAGUCGCAGAGGCCUGUACCGCUGGUCGAUACCUACAUUGGAAUCACCCUCGAGCCUGCACAGGCUGCACUCGCCCAAAGUCGAAUCGGGGGAGCGCGAAGUCAUCUCGAGAAGUCUUCCGUCCAGAUGUCAGCAGGGAUUUUUCGCGCCGAUGCUUCUGAUCCCUCGAGUUGGUCUGGGGAUCUGCUGAACUCCAUAACCAAGUUGGCAACGUCUUGCGGGGAGAACGAUACAUCUACAUGGCUACUUGCCCUUGAUACCAUGUACCACUUCCGACCCUCGCGUCUCCCUCUCCUUCAAUAUGCGCGUAGUACCCUGCAGGCCUCGCUAAUGGCCUUUGAUCUUAUUCUCGCGGAUGGAGUAACUCGGCGGGAGCAUUUUAUUCUGCGAAUAGUCUGUUGGCUUACCGGCUCACCUUUGAGUAAUUUCAUUACUCGAGAUGAGUAUUUGUCUAUGUUGGUGGCUGCAGGAUAUGAUCCUUCGCGCAUUGAAAUAAGGGAUGUUUCGAGGCAUGUCUUCACUGGAUUGUCGAGUUUCCUCGGGGGAAGGAUCAAGGAAGCGCAGCCAUAUGGAAUGAAGAUGGGCAAGUUCCGUGCGGCUAAGAUGGUCUUUGGCUGGUGGGCGAGGAGCGGAGUUGUUCGAGGCGUUGUGGUUGUUGCCAGAAGAUGA